Gastrolobium bilobum is the source of this 1370-nucleotide messenger RNA. RefSeq lists its product as uncharacterized. Gene Ontology annotation, cellular component: RNA polymerase III complex. Lineage: Eukaryota; Viridiplantae; Streptophyta; Magnoliopsida; Fabales; Fabaceae. The transcript has 9 exons. The coding region runs from base 427 to 1032 and encodes 201 amino acids. Gene Ontology annotation, biological process: transcription initiation at RNA polymerase III promoter; DNA-templated transcription. The record is from RefSeq and is a predicted model, not a curated record.
AAAAAAUAUCAACAAAGCCUGCCUGCUUUGGUAAACAGAUGCAGUGACGCAGCUCAUAAGAGAUUGAGAAAGAACACCACCCUGCGACGGCGAAGGCACAACGGUGAAUCCUGGGAACGGAGAACGAAGACGAAGCUGCGGACAGAGCACGUGGAGAACGCACGCCCACACACAGACCGGAGUCGGAGAAGACGGUGGAGCGCAGCCAAGCCCGAUGGUGGAGUCGUCUCUCACUGAGCAGGAGCGGUGGCGGCUUCCUCCAGUAUAAAAGCAACUAAUUUUUACCGUACAUUGCUGAGGAAUCAGAAUCUGAAUAACUUGUAUCUCUCGUUGGCAUUGAGGCUCUGUUGACCAAGGCAACAAAGACGAUCUUUUUUGGUUGUAUUUAAGCUGGAGCUUGGCACUCUGUAAUUUGGUUCAGUCUCAAUGUUCUAUCUCAGUAGAAUCGAGCACAAGUUACCCUUGCCUCCUCCUCUUCUUACCCUUCCCAUUCGAGAAGCUAUGCACAUGGAGCUUGAGAAGCUUUUCUUGGAUAAGGUUAUUGCAAACUUGGGCCUUUGCAUAUCUGUCCGUGAUAUCAGAUCCAUUGAGGGUGGGUUUAUCUUCCCUGGUGACGGUGCUCCAACCUAUACGGUGGUGUUCAAUUUGAUUAUGUUUCGUCCAUUUGUGGGGGAGAUUAUUAAUGCAAAACUUCUUUCAUCUGAUGCUGAUGGCUUACGCUUAUCCCUUGGAUUCUUUGACGACAUUUAUGUUCCUGCACAUCACCUGCCCAACCCAAACCACUUUGUGGCUGAACCAACAAAUAGCAAGAAAGGCAUAUGGUUUUGGGAUUUUGAACAAUCAUCAUAUCCUAUUCAUGAUACUGAUGUGAUCAAAUUCCGAGUUCAAAGUGUGACUUACCCACCGAUUCCGGUUGAGCAACCAAAAGAAUCAAAGCCAUUUGCCCCCAUGUUGGUUACUGGAUCAUUAGAUCAUGAUGGUCUGGGCCCUGAUUCUUGGUGGUUUGAGACAGAAGAGGUUGAGGACGAAUAAACAUGAGUUCAAAAGAUAGUAAAUGACGGAUUCAUUGCCAGGUUUUGUUCAGUCUUCAAGAUUAGGAUUGGAAGAAAUUGGUUGUUGGUGGUUUGCUCAUGUUCCAAAAGAUAUCUCGUUAGGGAUACUUUUUGCAUGAUUAAAACUCUACAACAUUCUUAAUUACUUUGCUUUGUAAAUUAUUGAUGGAAUCAUUGUUUGCCGUUUUAUUUCUGCGCCCUGAAUUCCUACCAUGCAGGAAGAGAAAAAUCUGUCUAUACAUAUGCUUUUGGUAUCUAUGAUUAUUUUUUCUUGGAUACUAACAUUCUUUUAAGGAAAAAGAAGUACCUAACAACUUC